This is a messenger RNA of Gopherus evgoodei (Goodes thornscrub tortoise), 3972 nucleotides long. It is a transcript of the gene PAK5, whose product is annotated as p21 (RAC1) activated kinase 5. Gene Ontology annotation, molecular function: protein serine/threonine kinase activity; ATP binding. Gene Ontology annotation, biological process: protein phosphorylation; intracellular signal transduction; apoptotic process. NCBI's taxonomy places the organism in Eukaryota, Metazoa, Chordata, Testudines, Testudinidae. Gene Ontology annotation, cellular component: cytoplasm. The record is from RefSeq and is a predicted model, not a curated record.
AUCAAAUCAAGGAUGAACAAGACCCAUUAGUCAGAAUGACAAAUGGUGAUGUAAAAGUCCAAAAUAUAUUGCUCAUGGGCCAGCUAUCAAGAAACACCCUGCUGUGCUGUGGUGUGGCGAAUGAAGGCAUUUUCAACCAUAAACAAGGUUUUUCCACCAUGUUUGGAAAGAAAAAGAAAAGGCUGGAAAUUUCUGGACCGUCAAAUUUUGAGCACCGGGUUCAUACUGGAUUUGAUCACAGAGAACAAAAAUUUACAGGACUACCUCAACAGUGGCACAGCUUGCUAGCAGACACCGCAAACAGGCCGAAGCCUAUGGUGGACCCUUCAUGUAUCACACCCAUCCAGCUUGCUCCCAUGAAGACUAUCGUUAGAGGAAAUAAACCUCAAAAGGAUACUUCAAUCAAUGGCCUGCUAGAAGAAUUUGACAAUAUCUCAGUGACACGCUCUAAUUCCCUACGGAAGGAAAGUCCUCCCACUCCACACCAAGGAAACUCAAACCAUGUACAAAGCCACCAGGAAGAAAAUGGUUAUAUCACAUAUUCUCAGUAUUCCAGUGAGUCGGACACCAUGACAGACUAUGUCACUGAAAAAUACAGAGAUAAGAGUCUUUAUGGGGAAGAGUUAGACAGAUACUGCCAAGGUAGCUUCACCCCAAAACAGAAUGGACACGUGAUGAAAACAAAACCCAGAGACACCUGUUAUUCAGAAAUUAAGCCCCUGAAGUCAGACAUCUCAAGGUUCCUUCCAGAUUACCAUACACACAUGGAAACAAAAAGCAAACCAGUUGAGUACAGUGGCCUAAAGUUGGAAUAUCAAAGGAUUCUUAGUGGAUCGUCUCUAGACUACAGAGAAUCCUUUCACUACGCUCCAUCUAGAACUUCAAUGCAGAGUGAGUGCUCAAAAGAGAGACUGGAAUACAGUGACAGCGACUGGGGAAAUGGACCAGACAAGGAUGACUAUGACAAAAGACCAAAGUCAUCCUAUGUAAACCAGACAAGUCCUCAGCCAGCCAUGAGACAGAGAUCCAGAUCAGGUUCAGGUCUUCAGGAACCAGUCGUGCCAUACGGAGCAAGUGCUUUUAAACCAAAUCAGCAAGGGCAUUCGUAUAGUUCAUACACCUACCCUCGCUUGUCGGAAACGGCAGGAGGCAUUCCAAAGGUGGAGUACGAUCGAGCUCAGAUGGUAGUUAGCCCACCACUAUCUGGAUCAGAUACCUACCCUAGAGGCCCAACAAAGCUACCUCAAAGUCAAAGCAGUAGCUGUUCAGGCAGUAGCUUCCACUAUCCUUCAGUCUAUCACAAAACGUCUCAUUAUCACCAGCCAACCCUCCAGUCAAGCUCUCCUUAUAUCUCCACGGCUUCUUACCCAAGCUCCCCAAGUAUCACGUCAAGUGCUUAUCCCCCACCCAGCUGGGGUUCAUCCUCCGAUCAGCAGCCCUCCAGGGUAUCACAUGAACAGUUCAGAGCUGCCCUCCAGCUCGUUGUAAGUCCCGGCGACCCCAGAGAAUACUUGGACAACUUUAUCAUAGGAGAAGGCUCCACGGGGAUCGUUUGCAUUGCCACUGAGAAGCACACAGGAAAGCAAGUUGCAGUGAAGAAAAUGGAUCUCAGGAAACAGCAGAGAGAAUUACUCUUCAAUGAGGUUGUAAUAAUGAGGGAUUACCAUCAUGAAAAUGUGGUUGACAUGUACAACAGUUAUCUCGUGAGCGAUGAGCUCUGGGUUGUUAUGGAGUUUCUGGAAGGUGGUGCUUUGACAGACAUAGUGACGCAUACAAGAAUGAAUGAAGAGCAGAUAGCUACAGUUUGUCUGUCUGUACUGAGAGCGCUGUCCUACCUGCACAAUCAAGGGGUUAUUCACCGCGAUAUCAAAAGUGACUCUAUACUUCUCACGAGCGAUGGAAGGAUAAAAUUAUCGGAUUUUGGGUUCUGUGCCCAAGUUUCCAAGGAAGUUCCGAAAAGGAAAUCUCUGGUUGGAACACCAUACUGGAUGGCCCCAGAGGUGAUUUCCAGACUGCCUUAUGGAACUGAGGUGGAUAUCUGGUCCCUUGGUAUCAUGGUAAUAGAAAUGAUAGAUGGAGAACCACCUUAUUUCAAUGAGCCACCUCUUCAAGCAAUGCGCAGAAUCCGAGAUAACUUACCUCCACGAGUGAAGGACAUACAUAAGGUUUCCUCAGUGCUCCGAGGCUUCUUAGAUCUGAUGUUGGUGAGGGAGCCCUCCCAGAGAGCAACAGCACAAGAACUAUUAAGACAUCCAUUUUUGAAACUGGCAGGCCCUCCUCCUUGUAUUGUGCCACUCAUGAGGCAAUACAGGCACCGCUGAAUUGGGUGAAUUUUCAGGCGGAGGUGUGUACAAAAGUUGGAGAAAGACUUGCCAAGGAAUCCAGAGCUUGUGUGGAAACCAUGGAAAAGUGCAACAUUACAGAAAUUCAUCAGAGUCAGAGCAGCUCUAUGGAAAUAAUACAGUAUACAAAACAAUGAGGUGCUCUCCUGGGUUUAAAGGACUUGCGACGUUCCUUCACCACCAAAUCAAACAGUCAUCUGUUGGCUUCUAGCACUGUUGCAUGAAGCACGUUUUCCACAGGUAGUCUCUUAGCCUUUCAGCCAUCAAAGCAGAUGGACUCAGUUACACAUGCGGUUGGGGGGUUGGUGUGUGAAAGAUAAUAGAUUAUAGCACAGGAUAAAACACCAGAAUCUUAUUGAAAAAGUAAACGAUAUGACACUUCUAUUUCAGAAGAAGACUUUUCUGGCAAAAAAAGCACUUUUUAUGUCAAUCAUAGCAGUGUAAUGUAUUUUGAAAUGAAUUUGUAAUUUUCUGUAUAGUACUUUUUUGAUAAUUUACAGUACUUUGAUGGUAUGUACCCAUCGUGCUAGCUGAAUUAAUAAGAGGAACUUAGCAAGCGUUUGAACAAAACCUUUCCUACUUUUUUAUCCCUUCUGAAGACAGAAAAAAAAAUCUUUAGGAACUUAGAAUGUUGGCAGAUUUUCCAGGAAUUUAAAUAACAGACACAGAGAUGGGUGCAGACAGUACUGAUAAAAAUGAUGCUUUUCCCAUCACACCACUGAAAUUAUAGUUUUAAAGAUUUGAACAUUUCCAGAAUCACUAGCUCUGAUGAGAUAAUUACGGUCACGUAAUAGAAAGAAGUGCUUAUGUUGAAUGUUAUAAAUUAUGAGUUUUUGUUUCAUAUUAUUUUCAGAGCCAUGUAUCUUAGCACAUCAAACUCACAUACAUUUGUUCAAAAGAUGGUUAAUAAGAAAGGAUCAUCUACUAGCAAUAUGGCAGAUUUUUCAUUUAGUCUAUACUGACCUCGUUAUCACAGAAUAAUCCCCAUUAUUUAUAUCAUGUGUCAGAAGUCAGAAAUUGACUGUAAAGGUCAAAUUACCAAGCGGGUAUUUUCCAAAUUUCAAACAGACUGUUGUAAUAAUGUUAUGAUGUGUUUUCCAUAUAGAAAAAGUUGUGCUACUGUGUAGACCUUUCUGAAUGUUGAUAGAACAGUUGACUACUACAAUAAAUUUUGUGUUGCUUGUUGGAUGAACUUGCAUGUUAAUUGUAGGCCUAAGCAGAUUUGCCUUUACAAUUUUUAGAAGUGUGUCAUGAUUACUUCAAUUAUAAAUAAAUUUUAUUUAUUAAUGAUUAGUUCAUUUUAAUUAUGCAUAAUACAAAAGCCAUGUCUUUUCCAAAUCGUUUUUUCUUACUGACCUCACUUUGCAACACGAUGCUGAACAUCAGUUAAUCCAGUUUUGUGGAAACACUCUGAUUAGUUUGUUUCUUAUUACGGAAUUUUGUUGUGAAUAAGUUGUUCAUUAUUUAUUGUAGUAAAAUAUAAACAAAACACACAGCACUGGCAUGCUGCUGAGCUGAAUUUUCUGAGUUUUCUUCUCAGAAAGAGAUUUUGCGAAAGGCAAAUGAAGAGCCUUCAUUUUUAUACCAUAAAAAAGUUAGAGCAAACAAGAAAAACAAAAUUAAACAAGAA